Pseudogymnoascus destructans is the source of this 2899-nucleotide messenger RNA. RefSeq lists its product as uncharacterized. The record is from RefSeq and is a predicted model, not a curated record. NCBI's taxonomy places the organism in Eukaryota, Fungi, Ascomycota, Leotiomycetes, Thelebolales, Thelebolaceae. The transcript has a single exon. The coding region runs from base 168 to 2147 and encodes 659 amino acids.
GUCCACUAUGCAACAUCCUCCCCGCCCCAACAUACACACCACCGAAUCGCAGUAAGCCAGAAUUUCUCGCCCAUCUGCCUUGCCAAACUCGCCCGCCAUCCUGGAUAGCAGCGUGCUCCGUUAUCACUGGCGCGAACACCAUGUGAACGGGAUGUUCAUCGAUCGCCAUGAUGGUAUUCUCCAGCCUGCUUAAGACGGGGAACGACCAGCAACGACACCGCCGUUUGAGCUCCUCUGGAUCGCCAGGGGGUGAUGCAUCGCCGAGCCCUUCGCAGAAAUCCUCGGUUGCUACCGUGGAAGACACGCCGUAUAUUGCGAGCGAGGCUCAGCUGGAGGAUGUCGAGUCCGAACCGCCUGAGCUGACGGACUUAAAUAACAGCCUUGCUGCCUUGGCUGCCAUAUUCCCUGAUGUUCAGGUCGAAGUCUUUCGAGAGAUGCUGAGCAGCUUUGAUGAGGAGUCGAGACUGGCAGUGGUUACAGAGGCGUUGAUCAAGAAUAAGAUGAAGUGGUCCAGGGGACGAUACAAAGUGCUGGGGAAGGAAACGGCCCAGAAACCGUCUGAGGAUACUGUUGAAGUGCUGCCGAAAGAAGAGAGGUUUAGAACAGAUGCAUAUAAACUAGCAGUCAAGAAUGCUGCGUACAACGAGUUUAAAGGGCUAUCUCACUCCGCCGUCAAGGCUGUCCUGGCAGAACACAACCAUUCCUUCAUUCGUGCUCGGCCAACGCUCGCAGCUCUCCAUGCAAAGUCGUGGAGAUUCUCUAUUACGGCAAUAUUCAGCCGGAAGAAGGCGAACCCCGAGCAGAACCAGUUUGUUGUGUGGCACUCGACGGGUCUCGGCUCGAUUAUCCCAACUUUGAAAUAUUCUGGAUGCGUGGAGUUGGACAGGGAGUUGUUUGAAUCAUUCAUCAAACCCCUACAAAUACGGAGCCAAGCCGAACAGAUAGAGAAAGACCAUACGCUUGCGCUAGAAGUCAACACUGAACAGGCUGAGGAGGCCGAAGCAUUGCAUGAUUGCGAGUGCUGCUACACCUCGUCAACAUUCGAGGAGCUUUCCGCUUGCAAUGACGCUGCGCACUUUGUGUGCUUUCAGUGCAUAAGACAUGCCGCCAAGGAAGCUGUGUUUGGACAGGGCUGGGCACGCAAUGUGGCCUCUGAACUCGGGUCCCUCCGAUGUCUGGCGCCUGUAACGGACGAGUGUCAUGGCUGUAUUCCGCAAGAACUUGUUAAUAGAGCGUUGCUGGGGGAGAAAGGGGGUGUAGAUGUCAUCCGUAAAUUCAACGAACGACUGGCAGAGGACACCCUCCUUAAAUCUCAGUUGCCUUUGGUUCGAUGUCCAUUCUGCAGCUACGCCGAAAUAGACGAUUUAUAUCUGCCCGAGACCCAGAAGGCUUGGAAUUUCAGACAGCACAGCAGUCUCUUGCUUUUCAGUUUUGCGCUCCUCUUCCCCUUUAUCGGGAUGAUACCCUUCUUAAUACCCUUGAUUUUACUCGCCCUUCUCAUUUCCUUGGCAAGCUUCAACAGCAAGGUCCAUAACUUUUCACGGCGUCACCUCAUGGCAUCCUACACACGCCUGCGCCGACACCAACGCGGCCUACGCUUCCAAUGCCAAAACGACGCCUGCCUCCGCUACUCCUGCAUCUCCUGCUCCAAAGACUGGUCCGAUAUCCACAUCUGCCACGAGUCCUCCCUCCUCGCACUACGCACGCAAGUCGAGCUCGCGAUGUCCCUAGCCAUCAAGCGCACCUGCCCGCGCUGCAACACCAGCUUCGUCAAGUCCUCGGGCUGCAACAAGCUGACCUGCGUGUGCGGCUACCAGAUGUGCUAUGUCUGCCGCAAGGACAUUGGGAAUGGGGAGGGCUACCGCCACUUCUGCGCGCACUUCCGCCCGAAUGGCGGGAAGGUGUGCACGGAGUGCGAGAAGUGCGAUUUGUACCGCUGCGAGAAUGAUGAGGUGGUGGUGACGAAGGCGAAGGAGGAUGCGGAGAGACUGUGGUUUGAGAAGGAGGGCGGGGGGGAUGAGGAUCUCAAGAAGACGCUGGUGCAGAAGUAUGACCCGGCGAGGGAGUGGUGGGUGGGCCGCGUGUGGCGGUCGAGACCCAGUGUGGAGGGUGUGUUGGAUGCGUUGGUGGAAUUUGUUAUUGAAUGAUGAUUGGGAUGUCUGGAUUGGGGGUAUGGAUGGGAUUUGGCGUUUUGUUUUGUUCAUGCAUGCGAUAUGCGGAUGGGAAGGGGAGGGGUACUGGUUUAAGGUGUUUUGUCGGGGGCUAGAAGCCAUGACAGACAGGUGUCUUUACUGAAAGCUACGAGGCGUUCUUUUAUAUGGGACGGAUAAUAACGAUUUUUUAUACAGUUCUUGGGGUUUGGGGAAGUGGACUAUUGGCUGCAGCCCUGUGAUAGAACGCCUUUACUCGCAUUAUUGUUGCUAUGAACAACACUACUAUCUACAGUUCCUGAUAUUUUCCACAAUCCCCCCUCAGAUUUCUAGGCAGCGCAAGUCUGCUCCUGCCACUUCAAAAAGGCUAUCCGCUACAUAUUAGAACCAAAAAGAGAAAGCUUCACCAACACUGUCCUCCUUCACGGCCAAAAGAUCAAAAAGAAACAAAAAAUAUUGAACAGAGUGGGACUCGAACCCACGCCACUUUCGUGACCAGGAAACUAUAUGAUAAAUCACAUGUAUUAAGGUAUAACCUUAACCUGGCGCCAUAACCAUCUCGGCCAUCUGUCCCGGAUUUGUUGAAGCGGAGGGGCUUGUUGGGCGUUUUGUCAAAGAAAAAAUUGUAGGUGGGUUCUUCAACGGUCCACCCCACGUGAAGUGGGGAUGGUCCCUGAGUAGCCGCCCCUCAAUGGUAGAGGGGUUACACAUGACGGUAUGGAUGCGGUGGAAUUUUUAUAAAUUGGGGG